AAAAGAAAGGACAAAAUUGCAUAUUUCAUUUUCUGUCUCCUAUAAACAACACUCUGAACUAAUUCUUUUAUUUGUGUUUUCUUUUCAUGGUUUCCUUGUUUUGCUGGCACAAACGUACUUAAAAGUAUUCCUAAUUAGAAUCCACUCAAUUUACUGAACCCCAUGGCUAAAACCUAAAAGUACUUUCUGAUUUUUAGUUAUGAAUGCAUUUGAUUAAGACCUGCAUGCCAUUCUGCUCUUGAAUUUGUCUUUCACCUUAGUGAGACAAGAAACUACAACUGAUGGGAGCCAAGGUGUUAUUCAUCCACAUGUGGAACAGACAGCAAAUUUUUCUCUUAAACUGGUAGACAGGAAAACAUGAAGGGUUUUUUUGUUUGUUUGUUUUGCUUAUUUUUAUUUUACUGUGGGAAUAAAAAGGAGUCGUAAAAGCAGAAUAAUUCAUUCCCCUUGCCUUGCUGCCUCACUGGAUUGUAUCACAGAGACCAUACCCUUAUCUGAUUUAUCAAACACUCCCAAGUUUCCAACUACUUUCAUAAAUUAAUCUGGAUAAUGGCUGUAAUGUGCUCUGUGUACCUCCCCAUGUUUCAUGGUUGAAGGCACAGAUGUUUUCCUGUGCACAUUUGCAGUCAUUUGAUGUACCAGCCCAUUGACCAUGAUGUUUUCUUGUCUAAGAUCUCAAUUUGCUUUUUUUUUUUGGUUUGUUUUGGUUGGGUUUUUGUUGUUGUUGUUGUUUUGGGUUUUGUUUGUUCUUGUUUUGUUUUUUGUUUGGUUAGUUGGUUUUGGUUUGUUUUUUUUUUUUUUUUGUUAUUUUGUUAAAUGCAGAAGCUUUCUAUUAAUCUGCAAGAUUAAUUUAUAAUCCUGCCUCUGCCAUUACUCUUCUUUUUCUAAACGAAGGUUUAGAAAGGUUACUCCUGUAUUUGCAGUAGGAAUUAAACAAAUGAAAGGACAUAUGGGCAGGACUUUGCCCAGGUGCUGAGCACAGCUCCAAAAACGAACCUGAGAUUGAGAGGAGAAACAGGGCUUAGAGAGAGGCACAGCAGGCAGCAAGAGGGAAAGUCACACCCAAGAAAUGGGGGAAUAGCCCAUAUUUCUCCAGUUCUACUCAAGGAGAAAUCCCAGCCUGGUGUGAUCUCACACUUGGGAGUGAGAAGAAAAAAAUCAAGAAUUUCAGUCCAAAAUCAAGAAAUUGAUUGAGAAAAUUGAAAGUCAGAUCAAGAACUGAAGAAAUUGAAAGUCAAAAUCAAGAAUUUCAGUCUUCAUUCUGAGGCAGGAGCUGGCAGCUGACUUGGUUCUAAAGAAGCCCCACAAAUUCCUUUAUAGAAGCCCCACAAUUUCUUUCCUAGGCUGUUUCCUAACACAGCAUUUUUCAAACAUAUUUUUUCAGCAGACUCUAAGUUCAUUAAAUAUUGCAUUUUAAAAGAGCAAGCAAAUCCAGGUUCCCAUCUGGAAAACACAGGCAGAAUUGUUCAAAACUGAAAAGUAUUUACAAGAAACAAGGAAAUGAAGACAGCGUUCUUUCCACUCCCUGAAAAAAAAUUUUUGCCAUGACAACAUUGGAUUAUGUCAGAGACAAUACCCUUCCAAACAUCUUAAUGAGAUAAAAAGCAGAAAGAAGUUUCAGUUCUGCAAAUUCAGAUCUUUCUUCCUUCAGAUUAAUUAAGGUCUUGAGGCAGAUGUUUCUUUGAUGAUAUCACAGGGUCUCCUCUGCUGUACCUUGUUUAUCUUUAAAUGCAGAUGAAGGUACUUGCUGUAGUUCUCAGCACCUUGAAUAGAGGACAUUCCUACCUGACAUAGUUUUCAUCUUUCUUAAAGUAUAAAAUACAGGAUUUUUCAAGUAGUAAUGAACUAGUAAUUUAAGAUGACUUCCUGAAUUCCAGAGUUUACAGUUUCAGCUGCCUAAGAAAAAAGUUGUACAUUAUUUCUUGCUGUAAACUGCAUGGACACAUUUAUUUUUUUAUAGCAUCUAAAAUGUAGUUCUUUGCAUGACUACUCCAGUCUGAAUGUAACACAAAUAAGCAAAAGGCAACUAUGUUUUCAUAUGUAAAUAUUUACACCAGGGUUACAGUCUGGCAUCUUCAGAGAAACCUGAAGGCUCUUUCCCACAUUUUAACAGUGAAUUCCUGCAGUUCUCCUGAACAUGACCACCACCAGGAAAUGCACAAUUCCCACCAGGAAAUAGGACAGGAUGGCCACAACAUGACUGUCUCUCUUUAAAUAGGGACAUUGAGGAAGAGGAUUGAUCAUCUCACUGUUCAUCUCCCACACAAGCUCAUGUAUCAAAGAUUAUUCUUGCUUGCCACAUUUAACUAAAACUUGUUUUAAGAGAGAGAAUUUUCCAGAGGUUUAGCCAUUAAAAGUUCAGGAGUGCAAGAUUUGUUGAACAUGUUUUUUUUACACUGUCACCCAACCCAGACAUGCAAUGGGUCAGGGAGUAAAGGACAACUUGGGAGCAGUGGAAAUUUCCCACCUAGUGAUUCACAGAAUGUGAACUUCCACUCAGGAGCUGCAGCAUCUACUUCCAAACCAGUUCAAGACAAAGCCUCAAUUUACAGAGUUUCUCAUAAAUUCAGUGAUAAUUUUGUACCUGGCAUACCUGCAGCUGUGCCUUAACUUACUUUGAGGUUUUUUGUUUAUUUCUGAUCACCAUGCUAUUUUUAUCAGGAUGUUCCCUCCCAAUCCCAGCACAUUUAAACUCAACUUUCCACUUAUUAAAGAACCUUUAAAAGGCUGUAAUAGCAAACAUGGGGUGUGUGAAGGAUGCUUCAAAGCAAUCUGCUCCACAGCAGGUACUGUAGAGCACAGCACACCUUCCUGGCACCAGAGGACACGUAGGGUUAACACCUCCUGUGCAUUUCUGCCUGGGGUUCAUUUCACACAGACUUUUACAAUUCCACAAUUCUGGUGCCUGCCCUUGUUUGUUUGCUAAUCUGAAAGUUAGAGUUUGAAGGGCUGGGGUCUUACAGAACCUGUGGUUUCUUUAUCUCAGGGUUCCAAACACGGCACUGUUCUCCCACACAUAUUUAUCACACACGCCUCACUUUACUGCUACAAGAUUUACAUUCUGUUUAUAGCUGUGAUUUAUAACUAUGAUGUCCUUCUGUUUCCUAUCCAUUACCAAUCUGUUUUUCUAGCCUUUUGUAUCAGCUCUUCUUAUUUUCCUGGCGCAGCAGGGCUGGUCCUUUGCUCACAGAAGCAUUCAGACACAGCACUCACACUCAAACCUCCUCCUUACCCACCAGGGCCAGACCCUGUUUUGCAGAAGUGGGAGCAGUUCCGUUCAAACCCCGUUUUUCUUAUCUCCUCAGCCCACUCAGGGCUCAUCCCCGUGUUGCAGAGGUUGUUACAGUUAUAAGAGGCACUCACAUUGAAUUCUUUAGCUAACUAACUUACACCUUCAUUCUUUGUAGUUUCUGCUAAACUGCUUAUCCCAAGUGAGCUCUGUGCUUCCAGGAGAUCUUUCUCUUUUCAAGAGAGAUCCUUUUCAAGAUUUAUUCUCUUUCCAGCUUCCAGCCAUGGAAAUGCCCGGCAGCAGCAAUUCCCUGCUGGAACUGGAAAGUUUCGGCAGGCGAACAGUUAAGGGCAGGGGGAGGAGGAGGAGGAGGAGGAAGAGGAGGAGGAGGAGGAGGAGGCAGGUCCCAAGUGCUCUCAGUGCUCUCAGUGCUGCAGCUGGGGGGUUCAGGUGAGAUUGGGGGGCAUACACAGCGUUGUUGCUGCUCCUGGGGACCCCUCGCUGGGCAGGCGGGCGGUGCCAGCCCCGGUGCCAGGCAGGGAAGGCAGAGAGCGCUGCCCGGACAGCGCUGCGGGAUGGAGCGCUCCGUUAAUGGUUAACGGCGGCAGCGCCGCCGGCCCUGCUGAAGGACAAUGAGCCCCAAAUCAUCUUUGUUGUUAUUAUUAUUAUUAUUAUUAUUAUUAUUAUUAUGCUGCCGUCUCCUGGACCAGUGGCAUCCCUGCUCUCCUGCCUUCUGCACAGCAUCCAAAGGUUGCCACGGACUUGAUUUGCUGCAGCUUUCUGCUCAGAUGGAAGGAAGGCUUCCAUCAAGGUUGUUUACCCAGUAAAUGGAUCCCUGAGGAGCUCCAAGGCAAAAAUAUUCUCCUGGGAGCUGAUUGCCUCCUGUUUUCCUUUGAGCUGCCUAAAGAACAUCCCAGGGAAAUGGAGGAGCCCUGCACCUAACAGCCAGCUCUGCUCUCUGGAAUGCUCAGGGGGAAGGAGGCACCACUCCAGCAUGAAAUCCAGUGCAUACCAAAUUUUGAUACCAACUGCUUCAAGGAUCAAGACUUCAGGUAAUUGCUGUGGGAUUCAGGACUGCUGCACUCUCAUUCUUCUGACUGUUCAACAAGGCAAAGAUGAUCUGAGUGUUUAACUGGACUAUGAUAAGAAGACAGGAGCUGGAAGUAAAAGAUGAACCCACUUCAUGCAAAGAAAUCAAGAUUUUUAGUGUGUGCUGCUGUCUGUAUGUUCAUCUACACCUUCAUUUACCUAAAGGUUCCACUUUAUGACGAGUCAGAUGACCAAAAAUUCCGGGUCAAAAGAGCAGAGUGUGGUUUUUACCCUGAUGAACUUUGUUCAGCUCUUUUUGUGGGGAAACCUGCAGCCUUUAAAAUUGGCAACUUUUGCCAGAACUUUUACCAGCCCAAAGCCCUCAGCUGUAUUCAGACUUCCUGCAGCUGCUCCACAGUCCUGAAGACUCUGCAUUUUAUCACCAGACCACUGUCAGAGGAAGAAGGAAAUUUCUCCUUGGCAUACAUUAUUACAAUUCACAAGGAGCUGGAAAUGUUUGUGAGGCUGCUAAGAGCUAUUUAUAUGCCUCAGAAUAUUUACUGCAUCCACAUUGAUGAAAAGUCACCCAGAGGUUACAAAACUGCUGUACAGAACAUCGUUAACUGCUUUGAAAAUAUCUUUAUUUCCUCCAAAAGAGAACACGUUGUUUAUGCAGGGUUUUCAAGAUUACAAGCUGACAUUAAUUGCAUGAGAGACCUCGUUAACUCCAAAAUUCAGUGGAAUUAUGUUAUUAAUCUGUGUGGUCAAGAUUACCCCCUGAAAACAAAUAAAGAAAUCAUACAAUAUAUAAAAAGUAAGUGGAAUGGUAAAAACAUCACUCCUGGGAUAGUGCAGCCCCUGCAUGUGAAGCACAGGACAGAGGUCAGCUACAGGGAGUACGUGCACUCUGGAGUGCCAUAUGUGUACCCAGCAAAGGUCAGGAAAGCUCAGCCCCCACAUAACCUGACCAUCUAUUUUGGCAGUGCCUAUUACGUCCUCACCAAGGGCUUUGUGGAGUUCACACUGAGUGAUGCCCGGGCUAAAGCUCUGCUGGAGUGGUCCAGGGACACCUACAGCCCUGAUGAGCACUACUGGGUCACCCUCAAUCGUUUACCUGAUGCUCCAGGGGCUACACCCAAUGCAGGCUGGCAAGGAGACCUAAGAGCCAUUAAAUGGAAAGAUCAAGAAGGGCUCUCACACAAAGGCUGCAAAGGUCAUUACGUCAGAGACAUCUGCAUUUAUGGCCUGGGGGAUCUGCAGUGGAUUAUUGAGUCCCCCCAUCUGUUUGCCAACAAGUUUGAGGCUGGCAGGAACCCCCUGGCUCUGGAGUGCCUGGAGCGGCGGCUGCGGCUCAAGGUGCUGCGCCAGGCUCAGGUGCCCAUCGAGCAGCACUGGCACCUGCAGGAGCACAGCCACUUCAACAUGCAGCUGGAUGGCUGAGCUCAGCCCCCUCCCCAGCAGAUCCUGGCAGGAAACAGCAGAAAAUGUGGAUAUUUACAGCCACAGCUUCACUCUGUGCAUCGAGGGUAAAGCACGGUCCUGCACUCCCUAAAUAAUCGGAGUUUAUUUAUUCUGGUAGCAAUGGGUUCAUUCCCAAAGAAUGCCUGAAAUCAAGGGGGGAACUUCAUCAUCCAUUAAGUGACUUCUUUAGCUGGAAAGUCAAUAUUCCUCAUGUUCACAGCCAAAGCAUGAAAAUAAUAAAAUGGAAGCGGUGACUGAACAAAGAUAAAAUACGGAGAAAUAACAAAUUAAAGUCAUGGUCACUGAAUGGCUCGUGAAAUGUUUUGAAUAAGCAAGUUGAUGCUAAAAUUUCAGAGCUUGGACAUAAGUGACAACCAGCUUGUGACACAGCCCGUGCCACUGGGGGGUGAGGGUUUGUUUUUGUUUCCCAUGGCCAGCCACAUCCCUAAUUUCAUUUUGUAGCAUGGCAACAUCACUGCUGCCCUUCCAGGCUUUGCUCCUAAUAACAGAAGGAUCCUGCAACACAUAUUUAUCUCCAAGUCUCUGUUCUGAGUCUCUGCAGGAGUUUAGGGCAAGGAGACAGGGAAGAUUUGAGGCCAGGGAUUACAGGAAAACUGAGCAAAAAGCCAUUUUUCAAACAUUUUUCCGUCCCUGACUGAGAGAAGCAAAGAGCCUGCAGCAAGUGCAGUAACACCUGGACAACUCACUUGAUUAAAAACUGCAAAUUAUGAAUAAAAAUUAAUUAAAUAAAUAAAAAUAAAUUUUAAAAGGA
This is a messenger RNA of Serinus canaria (Common canary), 6491 nucleotides long. Its product is annotated as beta-1,3-galactosyl-O-glycosyl-glycoprotein beta-1,6-N-acetylglucosaminyltransferase 7. The record is from RefSeq and is a predicted model, not a curated record. Bases 4400 to 5698 code for a protein of 432 amino acids. Gene Ontology annotation, cellular component: membrane. Gene Ontology annotation, molecular function: acetylglucosaminyltransferase activity. Lineage: Eukaryota; Metazoa; Chordata; Aves; Passeriformes; Fringillidae. The transcript is spliced from 6 exons.